AUGAAACAUGGUGAGGACAUCAACCCACCAACGAGAAAUGGAAAUGUCUGCUCAAUGUCAAAAGAUCUUCACAACUCACACACAUCAACACCAACAUCAAGAGGUACAGACACGCUGAAAAGUUCCUUUGUCGAAUUCAAAUCGCUAGACACCAACAUUAAGCCCCUCAUCAUCUCAAAGAUUCUACACGAACAACAAAAAUUCACGGAUCCAACCAUCUCAUUGAUGCUCAAAAUGCUAAUGAUAUGUCUUUGGUCAGAGACAAUACAAUGUACUCGUGGAGCAACUGGUAUCAAAAAAAUAUAA
Cavenderia fasciculata is the source of this 306-nucleotide messenger RNA. RefSeq lists its product as uncharacterized. NCBI's taxonomy places the organism in Eukaryota, Evosea, Eumycetozoa, Acytosteliales, Cavenderiaceae. The transcript has 3 exons. The coding region runs from base 1 to 306 and encodes 101 amino acids. The record is from RefSeq and is a predicted model, not a curated record.